Molecule: messenger RNA, 984 nt
Organism: Pseudocercospora fijiensis CIRAD86
Lineage: Eukaryota; Fungi; Ascomycota; Dothideomycetes; Mycosphaerellales; Mycosphaerellaceae
Exons: 3
Coding region: 1-984 (327 amino acids)
Source: RefSeq, a predicted model, not a curated record
AUGGCGCCUCACAAGUCAAAGCCUUCAGCGGUAUUCCGACCUGAAGGUGGACGAAGCCACACUCUGAGCAUUGCACUUCCUGGAAGCAUAAUAGCCAACGCCGUCACUCCCGAUCAGAAGACCAGUCUCGCCGGCCAAAUCGCACGCGCUUGCGCAGUCUUUUGCAUCGACGAGAUCGUGGUGUUUGACGAUGGCCAAGCCGAGACUCGACCGCCGGAGCGUGAUGGCUACACAGCUUUCGCGGAUCCCAACUUCUUCCUGUAUCAUGUUCUGACGUAUUUGGAAACUCCACCGAAUCUGAGAAAGGCUCUAUUCCCUAUGCAUCCGGACUUGCGAACUGCUGGUGCUCUUCCAAGCUUAGACAUGCCCCAUCAUCUCCGCAGCGAUGAGUGGUGUGAGUUUCGCGAGGGUGUAGCCACCAGUCCAGCGCGAAGUGGAGGAACUCUGGUCGACUGCGGUCUGCCUCAGAAGGUUUCUAUACCUGUCGAACUCGAUUCCAAUACACGUGUGACUGUGCAACUGGAAUCAGACGUCGCGCAGGAUGGCCUUUUUAUGGGUACCGCGGUGUCACCUGAGAUGCCUCGCGAGUCGGCUGGGUAUUACUGGGGAUACAAUGUGAGGCAGGCAGCAUCGCUCGGCUCUGUGUUCACCGAAUGUUCCUUUGAUGGAGGCUACGAUGUCAGCAUCGGUACCAGCGAGCGUGGUAAACCACUCAGUGCUAUCAUCCAGAACGACAGCCCUGACCACGUGGAGCCGACGUGGAAUCAUUUGCUGGUCGUGUUCGGAGGUGUCGCCGGACUGGAAGCUGCAUUGAAGGCGGACAAGGAGCUGCAAGCUGCCGGCGUUCAGAAAGCUGCAGACCUCUUUGAUUGCUGGGUUAAUCUGGUCCCAGGACAGGGAAGUCGCACUAUCAGAACGGAAGAAGCUGUCUGGGUGGGAUUGACCGGUCUGAGAGGACUCGUGGAGACACGGAAGCACGCUUGA